GCUCAAGAGAAGCUGGCAACUCAUGUAGCCGGUCUCUAUUCUGGGACAUAUGCCUGGAUCACCGUGCACAAAGGAUAUUCAGAAGAAUAUCAACGGCUCCACCUCUGCUGCUUCUCCUGUCACCUUCACAGAGCUCCAACCCCUGAUGGCGCACCCUGAGCUGCCGUCUGAGCAGGACAGCUCCCAUGAGGAAAAGAAGGAGAAGGACCCUGUGCAGCCAGGGCCCACAAAGCUGAAGAGGGCUAGGGUUCGCUUCCUCAAGAUAGUCUCCUACUUUGCUGGAGACAUGGAAGUGUUUGCAAAAUGGAUGGAAAAGCAGUUUUUCUUGCUGCAGUUGCUGGACUGGGUUUUACGCGGAGCUGCUCAGGUGAUGUUUGUCAACAACCCCCUGAGUGGCCUCAUCAUUUUUGCCGGCCUCAUCCUGCAGAACUAUUGGUGGGCUCUCAACGGCUUCGUGGGCACACUGUUUGCCACCAUUUCUGCCCUCAUCCUUCAACAGAGCAGGGGUGCAAUAGCUGCAGGGCUGUACGGUUACAACGGCAUCCUGGUGGGUCUGCUGAUGGCUGUGUUCUCCAACGCAGGAAAUUGGUACUGGUAUCUCCUGCUGCCCAACAUCUUCAUGUCCAUGAUGUGUCCAAUUGUGUCCAGUGCCCUGGCAUCUAUCAACAGUCGCUGGGAUCUGCCGGUGUUCACUCUGCCCUUCAACAUCCUGGUGUGUCUCCACAUGGUUGCCACCGGACACUUUAACCACCACUUCCCUCAAGUCCUCAUUCAGCCUCGCUCAGAGCUGCCCAACAUCACCUGGGCUGAAAUCGACGUCGCCAAGCUGUUCAUGUCGGUACCUGUGGGAGUUGGUCAAGUCUACGGCUGUGACAACCCUUGGACAGGAGGAAUCUUCAUCAUCUCACUCUUCAUCUCCUCCCCUAUCACCUGCGCUCAUGCUGUCCUGGGAUCUGCUGUGGGCAUGGUUUCAGGCUUGGCUCUGGCAGCGCCUUUCGGAGACAUUUACUUCGGCCUCUGGGGAUACAACUGCGUGUUAGCCUGCAUUGCCAUCGGAGGAAUGUUUUACGCUCUUACCUGGCAGGUGCACUUGCUGGCCAUCACAUGUGCUUUUUUCUGUGCAUACCUCGGCUCAGCCAUUGCCAAUAUCAUGUCUACAUUUGGUCUGCCGGCUUGCACUUGGCCUUUCUGUCUCUCCGCCCUCACUUUCCUCCUCUUAACCACGGGGACCAAGAGGAUCUUCAAGCUGCCGCUGGCCAAAGUCACCUACCCUGAGAAGAACCUGUGCUUCUACUGGAAGAUGAAGAAGCAGGAGAAAAAGGACAAGGCUGAGAAAGAGAGGAAAGAGAAAGAGGAGCAGCAGAAAGCCAUUGAAGAAGAGGUGAUACUGAAUGAGAAAGAGCAACUGAGGCUAGAGCUUGAGAGGAUGGAGGAGGGGAGAGCAGCGAGUGAAGCAUCAGAGGCUGGAAACAACGAAACUCACGCUGAAGAUGAGGCAUCUGGUGUAGAACAGCAGGGAACUGAAGAAGAAAUCAGACAAAAUGAAAUAAUCCAAGUCACUAUUGGUGAGAAUGAGAGUGAGAAUGUCUAAUACUGCAUUUCUGCAGAAAGAGAGAAAGAGAGAGGAAACAUUAGUGGAACACAAAUGUAUGAAAAUGUAAAUAAGUGUAUCUGUAAAUAAUCUUUCAGGGUAUUUGUUGUGAAAAAUAUAUGCUGGCAUUUUUUUUUCCUAAGUGCAGCUGAUGGUUUUUACUGGAUACAUUUGAUGAUAUGUAGCAUUUGUUUUUUCUCUGGCACCUUGUUUAUAUAUCAAAUGAAUAUAUUUUCAAAUAAAUUAACUUAAUAACUAGAAUAACUGACUUAACUUGACUGAUAUAAAAUAUUCUUGCAUCAUCUGUUGGUGUGAUCAGCUACCCCACUUGUCUGAAAAACACUUGUUAUUCAUCAUUUAGUUAUAGGGCACAGUCUUUUCUCCAACAUGCAAAAGAUAGAAGAAUUAAAAGCAAGAAAUCAAAAAAUCUUCAGACAAUAUAAUAAAACUCUUUUUUUUCCAGUACUAUUAUUAUAGUGGAGUGUGUGUUUGGACUUAAGGAGGAAUGGCUGGCAUUCUUUUAAAUUAAAUCAAAUGUAGCCCAAUUCAAUUCAAUGUGCUGACUAAUUUCUAGAGAAAUAUUGUUUGUUGGCUGUAAACCAACCCCACAAGCUUCAGCACAGCAAGAAAUGCAAAAACUGAUAUAUUUUAAGUGCAGAGACCAUUCUUAGGUGCUUCCAGACUCAAAAAGACUAAAGCUCAAAAGGACCUAAAGCUAGUUUGGGCUUUAUAAUAUAAAUGAGAUUAGUUUCAGUCACAUCGGUCCUGCAUACCAUCAAUUUACUGUCACUUACUGCUAAUGAACCCUACCCAAAUUUGAACCAACCGAGUUAUUGAAAAAUGUGGAUUGCUUACAUGAAAUUAAACUGCUUCUUAGCAGUUCUUUUCCUGGCUCCACUGUUUCCUGCUUCCUGCAGGCAUCUCCAUUUUUAUCUCCAGUAAUUCUAGACAAGCUGUUUGUGUCACAUCUUACUCUGAGCAGCAGAGGUCCCCUCUGGCUUUAUUGAAUUUGGUUUAUUAGUCUGAAAAUUCAGGAAAUGCACUCAUAUGCUUUCUUGCUGAUAGAGGGUUAUGGGCCACACUAUUUUUAACUCAAGAUGACGUGCACCUCCAGUAAUAACGCUUGCUGUUACCCUGUUACCAGUCUUUAUGCUAAGCUAACUGGCUCUUAGCUCUAGCUCGAUGUAUUCUCACACAGUGGUUUGUAGGAUAUCUUACAAAAAGGUGCAUACAGCGGUUUGUAUAUUGACUCAUUUCCCAUAACCACUUAUCCUGUUGGGCCAUGGGGGGGCUGGAGCCUAUCCAAGCUGACAUUGGGCAAGAAAAUAACCCAAAGUUGGUUUCACAUGGGACAUGAAUACCGGUCUUCUUGGGCAAAGUCCUGUGUUUGCUUGACCUGUCCUCCAGCCCAACCUCCUUACACUGAUAUUUGCUUUUUAUAUAGCUUCUUUCUACACUCCCGUCAGUGCACUGGUUAUGUGACCACAGCCCUCCUGCUUACAUACUUAAAUAGGGCCCCUAAUAUUGGCCAGAACAUUUGCAUGGGCCAGGCUGUGGUGUGUCCUUAGUCACAUAUAGAGCUGUUCAGUUGUAAUGCAGGUUUUUUUCUCAAGUGAUUUCAGUCAAGCUGUUCUGAUGAAAAGAGGGAACCAGCAGAGCCUGUUCUUGGCAUGUUUUAUACAGUGGUUUUCUGUCAAGCUGCAAUGUCUGGGGCUGAAAAACGAAGUAAGUGUCAAAAACUGCAGUUCCUCAAAUGGCCACCUGAGGCUGGCUCCAGGGGUGAGUGACUCCCCAUAGACACCCUUGUUAAAAUGCCCAACUUUACAGCAGUAACAAACAUGUUUACAACCCUGUAUUAAUAAACACUUUUGUUCUCUAUUGUAACCUUCAACAGCCUUGAAACCUGUCCGUGGGUGAUUUUCAUAACUCACCUGCUUGCUAUUAUUAGACUUUUAUUAGACAAAAAAAAAAUCACAAAAAGAUGGCAAUGGCCAUUAUUUUAUACAGUCUAUGUUUUUAGUGCGUGAAGGUCUUUAUGGUAGCAUAAAGACUGGGUUUGAGUUGAGUUUGUAUUUUAGACUGUGUUUUAGGGUGCUGUAGGUUUGGAGAGGUUCAAUUUUGGG
Epinephelus fuscoguttatus (brown-marbled grouper) is the source of this 3714-nucleotide messenger RNA. It is a transcript of the gene slc14a2, whose product is annotated as solute carrier family 14 member 2. NCBI's taxonomy places the organism in Eukaryota, Metazoa, Chordata, Actinopteri, Perciformes, Serranidae. The transcript is spliced from 10 exons. Gene Ontology annotation, biological process: urea transmembrane transport. Gene Ontology annotation, cellular component: membrane. Gene Ontology annotation, molecular function: urea transmembrane transporter activity. Bases 50 to 1591 code for a protein of 513 amino acids. The record is from RefSeq and is a predicted model, not a curated record.